Messenger RNA from Lathyrus oleraceus (garden pea), 1029 nucleotides. RefSeq lists its product as uncharacterized. The record is from RefSeq and is a predicted model, not a curated record. NCBI's taxonomy places the organism in Eukaryota, Viridiplantae, Streptophyta, Magnoliopsida, Fabales, Fabaceae. The transcript is spliced from 2 exons. The coding region runs from base 287 to 748 and encodes 153 amino acids.
GAGAGUGUAAGGCUUUAACCCAAAGAAAGUGAAGUAAGAGAGCAACCUCAAAAGUGGAAGUAAGACUUGUUUCUUUCCUUCUGUUUUUAUUGUUUUUCAUUUCCUCUCUCAAUCCAUCUCCUAAUAACAACAACGCCAAGCUUUGGCACUAUCAUACACACUCAUGCUGUUACUUCACAUAACUCACCCUCUCUCUCUUUUCCUUCAAAACCACAAAUGCUAACACCACCACCACCACCACCACCACCAUCAUAGCAUAUCAGAAACCUCAACUUAGCAACCAGAAAUGGCAGUACAAGACCAUAACAACGAAUGGCCACCAACAGGUGCACCGUUUGACCUCCACAGAGAUGAACAUUGGACCAACUUCGACAGCUCAGUCAAUGCUGUCUCCUUUGGGUUUGUAGCUACUGCUAUUCUCAUUUCCAUGUUCUUAGUCAUGGCUAUCUUUGAGAGAUUCCUCAGACCCCUUUCUCCUCCUAUGUCACCCUCCACCCGCCGGAGCCACCGUGACAUCGAGUCUCAGAUGGGUUCCAACGGAAAACUCUCUCACCCAUCACCCAAAAUGAGUGUAUAUUCGAGCGAGGUUUCGGUUUUGAUGCCUGGAGAUGUGAUUCCUACAUUCAUUGCUCACCCUGCUCCGUGUUGUCCGGAGCGGAUCGCGUGGCCUUCUCAUCAACAUAACACGUUACCUUGUUCGACUUCAAACACUAGGCCGAGUAAUAUCAAUGAAGUUCGAGGAGUCUGAAUCAAUGCGACAAUGUUCUCCGUAUUGCUGCAUCAAAGGGGUUGAUAUGCAUUUUUAACUAGAUGAUGAGUUCUCUUUUAUAGUUUUCUUACAUGUAAUAUAGGAUUUAGUUUAGGUUUUACAAUUGGAGUACAAGAUCGAUUUCUGUUUAAACUUGUUUUCGUUUGAUGAAAAUUUGGAAGGUGUUUCCUUAGUGAUGUAAAUCUCAGUUAUCAAUAGAUACAUUGUGUCCAAGUAUGAGUCUCUGUUAAUUUUUAUAAUAAAAUGAGUUUUAUUUAUUA